Molecule: messenger RNA, 5091 nt
Organism: Thalassophryne amazonica
Lineage: Eukaryota; Metazoa; Chordata; Actinopteri; Batrachoidiformes; Batrachoididae
Product: solute carrier family 12 member 6-like
Biological process (GO): chloride transmembrane transport; potassium ion import across plasma membrane; chloride ion homeostasis
Cellular component (GO): membrane
Molecular function (GO): potassium:chloride symporter activity
Source: RefSeq, a predicted model, not a curated record
CUUCCCUAGUACUUUUUCCUAGUGAGGUACGAUGUCAUCAGUGCGAUUCACAGUGACACCCACUAAGGCGGAAGACCUGCCGGGGCUGUCGGACACCUCGCCCGACAUCAGCUCCCGCUCCAGCGGCCGAGUGCGCUUCGACUCUAGGGAGAGCAUCAACCCGAGUGACCCAUUCAGCGAGGCGUCUGGGGGCGGCGGGACGACUGCUGCCAACGCAGGAAGCGGAGGGGGCGAAACGCCGGACCACAGCAACAUAGAAGAUGACGGAAAUUCUAAAAUCUCCAGUGUGUACUUGAACAACACUCGCAGCGUGGACGAGGAUGACUUCUAUGACAAAAACCUGGCCUUAUUCGAGGAGGAGAUGGACACUCGGCCGAAGGUGUCAUCUCUGCUCAGUCGCCUUGCAAACUACACCAACCUGACGCAGGGUGCCAGGGAGCACGAGGAGGCCGAGAGCAUCAGUGAGAAGAAGAAACCAAGAAAGUCACCUCAGAUGGGCACAUUUAUGGGCGUCUACCUCCCAUGUCUGCAGAACAUCUUUGGGGUCAUCUUGUUCCUGCGGUUGACGUGGGUGGUGGGAACUGCCGGGGUUCUGCAGGGCCUCUGUAUCGUCUUCAUAUGCUGCUGCUGUACACUGCUGACAGCCAUAUCCAUGAGUGCAAUUGCCACUAAUGGAGUCGUACCAGCGGGAGGCUCCUACUUCAUGAUCAGUCGCUCACUGGGUCCAGAGUUUGGGGGGGCGGUGGGCUUGUGCUUCUACUUGGGCACCACCUUCGCCGGAGCCAUGUACAUCCUCGGAGCCAUCGAGAUCCUUCUGAUGUACAUCGCACCUCAAGCAGCCAUCUUUUCCCCCAGCGAGCCCAACGGUGAAGAAGCAGCCAUGUUGAACAACAUGAGGGUUUAUGGCUCCACCUGUCUCCUCCUCAUGUCCCUGCUGGUGUUUGUAGGCGUAAAAUACGUCAACAAACUGGCCUCCAUCUUCUUGGCCUGCGUCAUCGUUUCCAUCCUUUCCAUCUACAUCGGGGCACUGGUCUCCGCCUUUAAGCCCCCUCACUUCCCUGUGUGCAUGCUGGGAAAUCGACCAUCAACGCAUGUUCUCCAGGAUGAUCUUUGUGCAAAAACCGUGCUGCUGCAGACAAGCGAGGUGGCGGAUAGGCAAUAUACCAACUUCACUUUAGCCAGCGAAAACGACACAGUUGGGCCGACCUUUGACCCAGGCCAUGGUCCAGGUCCUGCAGAGAUAUCCACAUCACUGUGGCUCCAGUUUUGUGAGGGUCCAGAACUCAACUCUUCCUGCGCCGACUAUUUUGUGAUCAACAAUCUCUCCAAUAUAGAAGGAAUCCCCGGCCUGGCCAGUGGGAUCAUUUCAGAGAACCUGUGGAGCCACUACCUCAGUAAAGGGGAGAUAGUGGAGAAACCCUCCCUGAACGCCUCCCACAUCAUCCAACCGCUGUCCAGCCAUCAGCCUUAUGUGUUCACUGACAGCACCACCUCCUUUAUGCUAUUGGUGGGCAUUUUCUUCCCCUCUGUCACAGGAAUCAUGGCAGGUUCCAACCGUUCAGGGGAUCUAAAGGAUGCUCAGCUCUCAAUCCCGAUUGGAACCAUCCUGGCCAUCCUCACCACCUCCAUCGUCUAUCUGACCAGCGUCCUUUUGUUUGGAGCCUGCAUUGACGGCGUUGUCCUCAGAGAUAAGUUUGGAGACUCUGUCAAAGGGAACCUGGUGGUGGGAACUCUGGCUUGGCCCUCCCCUUGGGUUAUUGUGAUUGGUUCCUUCUUCUCAACAUGUGGUGCAGGCCUCCAGUCGCUGACUGGUGCUCCUCGCCUCCUGCAGGCAAUCGCCAAGGACAAUAUCAUCCCCUUCCUCAGGGUGUUUGGUCACGGGAAGGCUAACGGGGAGCCCACCUGGGCCCUGCUGCUGACGGCCCUCAUAGCUGAGCUGGGGAUCGUUAUUGCCUCUCUGGAUCUGGUGGCUCCCAUCCUGACAAUGUUCUUUCUGAUGUGUUACCUGUUUGUCAACCUGGCGUGCGCCCUGCAGACGCUACUGAGGACGCCCAACUGGAGGCCUCGCUUCUCCUACUAUCACUGGACUUUGUCGUUUUUGGGGAUGAUUAUCUGCCUGGCGCUCAUGUUCAUCUCCUCGUGGUACUAUGCAAUUGUUGCUAUGGUGAUCGCUGGCAUGAUCUACAAGUACAUUGAAUACCAUGGAGCGGAAAAGGAGUGGGGGGAUGGAAUCCGCGGGCUCUCGCUCAGUGCUGCCCGCUACGCCCUCCUGAGAUUGGAAGAAGGACCACCACACACCAAAAACUGGAGGCCCCAGGUCUUAGUCUUGCUGAAACUGGACGAGGACGCUCACGUCAAAUCCCCUCGCCUGCUGACUUUUGCCAGCCAGCUGAAGGCAGGAAAGGGUCUGACUAUCGUGGGCACCGUCGUGUCCGGGAACUUUUUACAGAGUUAUGGAGAGGCUCUUGCUGCAGAACAGACUCUGAAGCACCUGAUGGAGAAGGAGCGUGUGAAGGGCUUCUGUCAGUGCAUCGUGGCCCAGAAGCCCCGUGAAGGCAUCAGUCACAUGAUCCAGUCCAGCGGCCUGGGCGGGAUGAAGCCUAACACCGUGGUGAUGGGGUGGCCUCACGCCUGGAGGCAGAGCGAGGACCCGCAGGCUUGGAAAACCUUCAUCAACACAGUGCGGGUGACCACAGCAGCCCAUCUGGCCCUGUUGGUGCCCAAAAACAUCUCUCUCUUCCCCAGCAACAGUGAGCCGUGCACUGAGGGCUACAUCGACGUGUGGUGGAUUGUGCACGAUGGAGGGAUGCUGAUGCUGCUGCCCUUCCUGCUGCGCCAGCACAAAGUUUGGCGGAAGUGUGGGAUGCGAAUCUUCACAGUGGCCCAGAUGGAGGAUAAUUCCAUCCAGAUGAAGAAGGACCUGGCAACAUUUCUCUAUCACCUUCGCAUUGAGGCUGAUGUAGAAGUCGUUGAGAUGCAUGACAGUGAUAUCAGUGCAUACACAUAUGAAAGGACGCUGAUGAUGGAACAAAGGUCCCAGAUGCUCAGACAGAUGCGACUGUCCAAGUCCGACCGGGAGAAAGAGGUGUAUCUUUCCCCCAUGUACAGGAGUGCCGGAGUCCACACAGCAAACCAGUUCAGAAGAAGCAGAGGCAGACAGGCUCAGCUGGUGAAGGAUCGCAACUCCAUGCUGCGGCUGACGAGCAUCGGCUCAGAUGACGACGAUGACACUGAUGCCGGGGAGCGGGAGAGUGCGACCAGCGGCAGCUCCUCAGCCGAGCAUAAUCGCCGCGUUCAGAUGACCUGGACCAAAGAGAAGGGCUCACAUUACCGAACCCACAACUCCGGCUGCUCCACGCCAGAGGGCUUCAGAGACAUGCUGAGCAUCAGGCCGGACCAUUCCAACGUCCGGCUGAUGCACACUGCCGUCAAACUCAAUGAGGUCAUUGUCAACAAAUCCCACGAUGCUCGGCUUGUCCUGCUGAACAUGCCAGGCCCACCCAAGAACACAGAGGGAGACGAGAACUACAUGGAGUUCCUAGAGGUUCUGACAGAGGGACUGGAGCGUGUCCUGCUGGUCAGAGGUGGAGGAAGUGAAGUCAUAACCAUUUACUCUUGACUGGACAAGAGGCUUUAAAAAAUUGGCCAGUCAUGCAGAAAUAACUGAAGGCCAACCUCCGGGUAGGGGAGGGAUUGCUUCUCCGUCCAACAACACAAAGACUUGUCAUUGACAUUGGUUGCAGCGUCUGCCAUUAAGCUCCGUCUCCUCACAUCCUUUGUUCUCUUGAUUUUCAUUUUUAUACUUUAUUGCAAGUGUUCCAGCCAUCACAGUUUGUUGAGUUAUCCAGGCAUGAGUGUGAUCAGCUCUGCGCGCAUCUGUCUGUGAAAGUUGUUUACCUGUUAGCGCUUCGGUAUGAGCGAGUGCCAUCGUGCAGCGUACAUCUGAAUGUGAAUUAUAUUUGUCAAGAGCGCAAGGACGCGAUGCGUCAUUCCGCUGAUUAGACUCAGGGUUGCUUGUUGCAUGGAAUGUAUUUUGGCAACAGAUGUGUGUCCUGACUGUUGUGUUUUCAAAAAGUUCUUUUUUCUUCUUUUUUUUUUAAAUCAGUGUUUUUUUGAGGAUGAGGUAAAAAAUGUAGGUAUUAGCUGAGUUCAAAGUCGCUGUUUUAGCAACAGAUUACUUUUAAUUUUAUAAUAAGUAUUAAAAAAUAACUGAGUCAUCAGUGAAAUUAAAAUACAGCUCAUAAAAUUUGCAAAGAAUUUUUUUUUUUUUUUUUUUACUGUAUUGUUUGAGUUUUGGUUCAGGUGGGGUAGAAGCUGAACUGGUUAAAAAAUAUCAAAAGCAUGGUUAUAAAUCUGUCUAUGUUCUUUUAUUUAUGAAUUUUAAUGAAGCCAACUAAUCUUAUUCUGUUUUAUUCACACUUUUUCUCCACCUCAAGUUGUAUUUCAACACUACAUAAAAAUUAGAAAAGAGAUGCUGCAGUAAAGGUAGAAAUGUCAGUUUAAAAAAUAAAAAAAAUACAAAUUACCGUAUUUUCUGGACUAUAUGUCGCACCGGAGUAUUAGUCACAUCUGCCAAAACGUGUUGUGUUCGAGUUUCUAAGAACUCAUGGAGGCUGCUUCUUGUCUCCACUAAACAGCUGAAAAUGUAUUUGUGAAGCUAAGUAUGUACACUGUUAUUAAAUGUAAAUAAGCUUUUUAAAAACAUUGUAGUUAGCCUUACUUUAGCCUAGCCAUCCCACAGAAUGCAAACAAGUCAAACACUGAGUAGUUUGAAAGUAAUUCCCUCUGAUUUACAAGCAUGUAGUCUUUCAGAUUGUGAGCGUGCUUUCUUGAUUUUGCAUGUCCUCUUAUGACCAAUCACGUCCUCAUCAUUUAGGUUUUCUUCUUUUAUAGCAGUUUUCAUCCACCUUAAUGGUGCAUUAUUGCCACCUUCUGUUCUCGAGUGUGGAUUAGACGGUACCUCAUUCACAUCAGUAUAGAGGAGCAGCUGGACUUGCGUAAAGACAGUUUUAUCUUCUGAUUAUACAUCAUAAUGUAGUAUUUGUUGACACGUCACUUUGAAAUAUAAUUUGCAGAAUCAACCGAACGAGU